AUCUGAAGGUAGGACUCACAGUUGUCACAGCCGUCGUAUUCAAACUGGUCGAUCGUCUAAAGGGGACAAGGAGGAGAGGAAAGGUUUGGUUUUAAAGUCCUUUAUUCCACUAUCGCGAGAACCGCAAAACAUUCUACAACAUCAUUGAAAAACAAACAAAAUCAUGGGUGUUGGGGAAAGUCCCCUCCCCGAGACCAUCAACCCCAAUAACUUCCCAGCCAAGCUAUGGCGUCUGGUGAACAACCCGGCAAAUAUUGCCAUCCGCUGGAACGAACAGGGCCAUGUCAUCAUCAUUGAUCAGCAUCUCUUCGAGGAGCAGAUCCUGUCCCCCAGCAGCAGCGCCUCAGACAACGUUGACGCCUUCAAGACAACCAACUUCUCAAGCUUUGUCCGCCAGCUCAACCUUUACGGCUUCAAGAAGGCCGACAUGACCGCAAAAGACGUCAGCGUCCAGUGGGACUGCGUGCGGUAUCACUAUUUCUACAACCCAAACUUCCUGCGGAACCGCCCUGAGCUUGUCGCGAGUCUGAGGAGGCUGACUGUCCAGAACAAGGCCAUGAUACAAGCUGGUCUGGAUGUGAAAAAUCGGGGCCGGAGCCAAUUCCGCCGUUACAGUGGGGGCUAUGAAGGCAGGGAUACAGAUGUUACAAGAGGCAACUAUUCCCUGAUGAGCCCCCCUCAUCAGGAGUUUUCUCAUCCGUACCAUAUAAACAAAGCUCAGGCCACGAUGGCUCACAAUGGUACGCCGGUCCCACCGAGAUUCCUGACGAGGGGUCAUGGUGCAGCUCUGUCACCCAGUGCCUUCGUGACAGACAAAGGGAUACCUGUAUCUUUCAGCCAGCACUACCCCACCGGAGCGGCCUCCAAUGCCAACGCCAUGCAUAUUCAGCAGGGUUUAUUGGCCUGCUCAAGCCGCGGAAAUCCAAAUUACACGUUCAAUGCGCAAUAUCAGCCUGGCUACUACUCCCCACUUUGCCAGUGCUACCAGUCGAACCUUGUGGCAUCCCAAAUGGCAGGUAGGGGCCUUUCGACAGGGUCGUUCUCAACCCACAGUUAUUACCAGGCAGGUUAUCCUGUGAGUAUGUUGCGUCAUGUUGACCACAAACAGGACUCAAAGACCAAGGAGCACCAGGAGGUGAAGAAAUGUGACAUUAACUUGGACACAGUUUUCCAGAUUGCAGAUGGGGUGAUGCAAACUCCGCCCAAUAGCAGCCUGGUUAGAGUUGUAACCCCACAGAAGCCAGGCCCCGUGCUUGUGCCGUUCUCCGGUAACAACCCAGCCGGAACAGUGAAAUCUAACCAUUUGUCCCCUGUGACCGUCAGGGCCGAUCUAGUCUCAUUUCAACAGGAGGAAUCAGUGAUUUCACUCACUGAGCAAUUGCCGGAAGAUGCCAUAUGUGAGGUUACCGUUGAUGAUGCAAAGGACACUGAGGUUAUAGGUGUCGAGGUUAACGAUCUGAGGGACAGCACUCAGGCCGAGAGCAGCACAGGGAGCGCGACCAAUCUCUACAGACAUUAUUGAACAUUUAGGGAGCACGUCCAGAAUGAAACUAGUGGAAGAAAGGUUUACUGACAGUUGGUAGUAUUUCUUGUUUUGGCGUGCGACAGGGAGUCUUGAUUCACUGCACGAUGUGAUCUUAAAUUCUCACUAUUACCAGACUUUAAUCUCCAUUUUUAAUGAUUCUUUGUAUUGCAAAGGUCUGUUGAUGUGUUCAGAUUGAAAUCUUUUUUUAAAUUAUUUAAAUAAUUGUAUAAAUUGUUUUGUGUUGUACAUUUCUGUGUUUCUUUAUUGUAAGUGACUUUGGAACAUUUUAAAAUGUAAGUAACAGUCACAGUCCUAUUUUCUUUUGUGGAAUUACUUGUACUGGUACCACGGUAAAUAUUUAAAAAUAAAUUGUACAGGCACAUUUAUACCUCGACAUUUUUGCCACAGUAGUAUCUCAAAUGUAAUGCUUUUUAAGAAUUGUUGUUUGAAGUAUAAUUUAUUCAGAUUUGUUGCAGUCGGGCUGACACAGCCUCUCAUUUUAAUUUACAGGUGUUUGACUUCAAUUUGUCUGCUUUUAAUACCUUAAUCGGUUUGUUGUAACAAACUGAUGGAAUGGGGAAGAAAAUGUUGAAUGAAUUGCAUUAAAUUAUAAUUAUUAGAUCUACUAGUGAUACUUUGC
Cyclopterus lumpus (lumpfish) is the source of this 2165-nucleotide messenger RNA. RefSeq names its product heat shock transcription factor family member 5 (gene hsf5). Gene Ontology annotation, molecular function: DNA-binding transcription factor activity; sequence-specific DNA binding. Lineage: Eukaryota; Metazoa; Chordata; Actinopteri; Perciformes; Cyclopteridae. The record is from RefSeq and is a predicted model, not a curated record. Gene Ontology annotation, biological process: regulation of DNA-templated transcription.